Anas platyrhynchos (mallard) is the source of this 6563-nucleotide messenger RNA. NCBI's taxonomy places the organism in Eukaryota, Metazoa, Chordata, Aves, Anseriformes, Anatidae. The record is from RefSeq and is a predicted model, not a curated record.
AUGGCAUGUUGGAUUUUGAAUGAAAAACUCUCGGUCCUGUUAUUAUUGGUGUGGCUGGGAUUGAAUUUAUAUUUGUUUAUUGAUACCUUCUAUUGGUAUGAAGACGAAGAUGCUUACACUUAUACACGGAUUAUGCUGGGAUCAACGCUGGCGUGGGCAAGAGCUUCUGCAACGUGCCUUAAUUUUAACUGCAUGCUAAUCCUGUUACCAGUCAGCAGAAAUCUUAUUUCAUUCUUAAGAGGAGCAAACAUUUGCUGUGGAGGAGCACUGAGGAGACAGCUUGACAAAAACAUCAUAUUUCACAAGAUGGUUGCCUAUGGAAUAUCUGUAAAUGCAACCAUCCAUAUUGUUGCCCACUUGAUCAACAUUGAGCGGUAUCAUAACAGCCAGUCAGAGGAAGCAGGGGAGUUACAGAAAAAACUUUCUGGCCUUGGCAAAAGCCCAAAUGAAAGCUACUUGAACCCAAUCAGAACCUAUGAAAUGAACACAAUAGGAGAGGUGCUGACCACCAUAGCUGGAGUAACUGGAGUUGUGAUAACUGUGGCUCUUGUUUUGAUCGUGACUUCAUCCACAGAGCUCAUCAGAAGAUCGUGCUAUGAGGUGUUCUGGUAUACCCACCACCUCUUUGUGGUUUUCUAUAUUGGUUUAAUAAUCCAUGGUAUGGGUCAGCUAAUUCGAGGUCAGACAUCCCAGAGUCUGCUACUUCAUAACGUCACUUACUGUAAAGAUCACUACUUGGAAUGGGAGAAAGUCACUCAGUGCCCUUUGCCGCAGUUUUCUGGCAAGAAACCUGUGGCUUGGAAGUGGGUUUUAAGUCCUGUGGUGUUGUAUAUCUGUGAAAGAAUUGUUAGAUUCUGGAGAUUUCAACAGGAGGUGGUCAUUACUAAGGUGGUGACUCAUUCUUCUGGAGUCCUUGAGCUUCACAUGAAGAAGCAUGGCUUUAAAAUGGAAGCUGGUCAGUAUAUCUUUCUGCAGUGCUCAUCGGUGUCAUCGCUGGAGUGGCACCCCUUCACCCUCACCUCAGCUCCUGAGGAAGACUUCUUCAGUGUUCACAUCAGGGUGGCUGGGGACUGGACUGCAGCCCUCUUCAAGGCCUUUGGAGCAGAGGAAAAAGCUUUCAAGGAGUUGUGGAUGUUACCAAGACUGGCUGUGGAUGGACCAUAUGGAUCUGCAAACACAGAUGUUUUUCACUACAGAGUGAGUGUGUGCAUUGCAGCAGGGAUAGGAGUCACACCAUUUGCUUCUAUUUUAAAAUCCAUUUGGUACAAGUGCUGCAAUCCUAACACAGUACUGGCGCUGCAGAAGGUUUAUUUUUACUGGAUCUGUCGAGACCCAUCAGCAUUCGAGUGGUUUGCUGAUCUUCUGUUCCUUUUGGAAACAAAAAUGGCUGAAAAAGGGAAAAAUGAUUUUCUAAGUUAUCAUAUAUUUCUUACUGGUUGGGAUGAAAGUCAGGCUACUCACAUAGCCCUACAUUAUGAUGACAAGAUGGAUGUAAUUACUGGUUUGAGACAGAAGACCUUCUAUGGAAGGCCAAACUGGGACAAUGAGUUCAAGCAGCUAGCCGAAAAACAUCCUAGCAACAGUAUUGGAGUAUUCUUCUGUGGACCCAAGACUCUCUCUAAGAUCCUUCAAAAGAUGUGCAGCUCCUAUUCAUCAGUUGAUCCAAGAGGAGCUCAGUUUCACUACAAUGAAGAAAGUUUCUAGGCUGUACCUCUCAAUUCUGUAAUAGGUAUUACCAAGUUGUGCAUUUUUCCUCACCUUCUCCUGUCCUCUUCCCAUUCUGCAGCAUUCAGUCCAGAUGUUGAGAACUGUAAAUUGAAGCAGCUGCACUGACUUCAGCAGGAAAAUGCCAACUAAAGUUUUGGACCCUAGCCUAAACUAAAGUUUUGGGUCCUUAGCCUUUCCUUCAAAGAACUUAAGGGCUGAUUCUUCAUUGCUUAGUCAAUGAUGCUGUGAAUCCAAGCACACCUCUGUGAAAACAAAUACAAAUCACUACGCUUUAUAAAUCACAUUCAAAUCACUAAACUUUAAAGAAAAAGGUGCAAGAAAAAUGGCCAUUUAGAUCUGUAUGUUGCUAUUGUGUAUGAUCAAACUACUACUGCAGGCAAUACUAUCAUUCCUGCUGUUUAAAUCAUGCCCAGUCAUUCAAAGCAUUUUCCUUCCUGGUGUUCUGAUCUUGCACUUCUAGUCUCCUACUGAGCCACAUCUACAUUGUCUUUUGUGCCAUAGAAAUAGUGUUUAAAUAUGCACUUCCUAACAAAUUCCUUUUGACCUACCAAAGCAGGCACCAUUUAAACCUGUCAUUUCUGCAGUGAUACUGGUGGUGCAUGCAAUAAUAUAAUAUUUUCUGAAGGUUAAGUAGACUCCAGAAAUUUUUGUUGUCAGCAAAUGGAUCUCCUGAGACAGGCAGCUGAAACUGAGGGAAUAAGUAACAGGUGUCUUUUAAAUGCCACACUGCUUCACGGGCAUUGAAGAACAGGCUUUAAAAUAUACAGGUUCAAAGAUUCAGAGAUAUCACAGGGUGGCUGAGGUGGGAAGGGACCUCUGGAGGUUUUGGGUCAUGUAUCCCUUCUUCCACGUCUUCUGCACUUCUUUUGUUUUGUUUUGUUUUUCUUUAUGAGAGCCUUGUUCAUCCAUGCAGGCCUCCUACCACCUUUGUUGGACAUCCUCCACAGCCAGAUGGAUCAUUUUUGAGCUUGGAGGAGGUGAUUCUCAAAAAUCAUCCAAUUAUAUGGAUUUCUCUUUUCUUCAGGACCUUACAUGGGAUCCUUCCAAGCAGGUCCCUACCAGAGUCUACUCUCCUGAAGCUUAGAGUUGUGAUUUGCCUUGUAUCUCUCUCUCUCUGGAUCCUGAACUCCACCAUCUCAUGGUCACUGCAGUCAAGGCUGCCAUGAACCUUUACAUACUUGACCUGGUUUGUAAGUGUGAGCUCCAGCAGAUUGCCUGCCUUAAUUAGAUCCUCAAACACCUUCAUAAGUAAGCCAUCAUCACUGUGCUCCAGAAAUCACAUGAAUUGCUUGGUCCCUGUCAUGUCCCUCCAGCAGAUAUCAGUGUGGUUCAAGUUCCCUAUGAGGACCAAAACAUGUGAACAUGAGACUUCUAUUUGCCUGAAGAAGGUCUCAUCUGCUUCUUCUUUAUUAGGUAGUUUGUAGCAGAUGCCCACCACAACAUAACCCACAUUGGUCUGCCCACAAAUCUUGACCAGCUCUCAGCUGGCUUCUCAACCAUCCCUAGGCUGAGCUCCAUGCAUUCCUGCUGCUCUCUCACGUACAGGACAGCUGCCCUCCUCAGCAUCCCAGCCUGUCCUUCCUAAAGAGCCUGUAGCCAUCCACUGCUGCUCUACAAUCAAGUGAAUUGUCCCACCAUGUUCCUAUAUUCCCAAUGAGAUCACAGCCCUUCAAUGGUAUGCAAACCUCUAAUUCUUCCUCUGUCCCCUCUAUGCCAUGUGUGUUAGUGUACAGCACUUUAGAGAGGCAUCUUGUCAUGUGGGUUUUCCAGAGAAGGUAUGAGAACUUCCUUCACCAUGUUGUCCUGCAGACACUUGCUUGUUUGCGUGCAUAUUCUUGCAGUGGGCCUCCUUCUGCCCUGUUUUGCUGAUUACAGCACCUCUCCUGUUCACAUCAUCCUGCACACUUGGACAACUGUGUUUCCUCACUUGGUCAUCGGCCAACCACUCCCUACCAUUGUUCCUAGUCUAAAAUUCUCCUCACAGGCUGGCCAGCAUAUGGGCCUUUGCCCACUGCAGGCAGAUCCCAUGUUUUCCUAGGAGUCCUCGAUCCUCGAAGGGGGAUCGGUCGUGUAAGCCACCUCCCUGUUGUCAACACCAGCUGCACAAACAGAUACCGACUUUCAGGAUCCAUCCCCAAGUUCUGCAUCACAUCGAAAAGCCUUUUGGUUGGUUGGUUAUUCAACAAAGUCUGCAGAUGGGGGAGGAACUGUAUUUGCAUGCCAUUUCAUCACAUGCCAAGCCUUGAGAAUGGUGCAUCUGAAAUGCACCCAUACCUAUAUCACUGCCUAGUGUUUUUAGUGUUCUUAUUUGCAUUUCUCCUGUUUCAGUUUGUCUUGUAACUGAUCCAGCCUUUCCUCACAGGUCACAGACUGUUACCCAGAACCGAUUUUGUUCUCUGUUAUGCUGAGAGGUAGUUAUGAAACAAUAAGUCAUUUUUAAUCUCUGCGGACCUUCUGAGGUGGCUGCUAGGAGUCCAGACAUACAGUUCAGGCCAGCUACUGAGCUGUCUGACAACCAUGUGGCAAAGAAACUAGCCAGGGGCCAGCAGUCCCUGGAGUCACAUCUUCUAAUGUGGUGGGACUAGUGUAAAAUUUUGCAUGCCACAGUAUGGUGCUGUCGCCAAGAGACAACUGUCUCCAGCUAGUUAGGUUAGCCAGCCUUGAGGCACAUUGUGUGUCAAAGUGAUGAAACUAUGGCCUUCGGAAGACCCCAGUCUUUACUCCCACCUUCUAAUGUCUCUUAUUGGCACAACAGCUGCUAUUGUGUAGUUCCUGUCCUCCAAAAGAGGUGCUUCCCUCGCAGCUUUGCAUUGCUCAUCCUCCAAGUCUACCUGAAUGUAUCAUUACUGCCUUUCAAGACCUGAUGUUGUCUUGCACCUUCAAGUACUAUUUGUACUUAUCUUUGUGACUUCAGCACUGUUGAGUAUGUGGAACAUCAGAUAGCUUUAGAAGGAUAGGGGGAAACAAAAUAAAAAAUGUGGGACUCAUGUAAGCUAGAAAACCAUGGAAAAUAUUUCCUUACUUUGCUCCCCCAGCACAGAAAGUUAAAGAAAAUCUCCACCCAAAUUGGCCUGAGGUGUAGUGAAGUUCACUGGGAUCACAUAAUGCAUUUACUCAGCGACACAAUAAAGGUGGGAGGUAGAAAACAUCCUGUGUAUAUCUUGAAUAAGAUGAAUGACAACAUUAUAUAUGUACACUUAUACAUAUACGCACGGGAAAUGCCCACUAGAGGUGACAUAGCUUUAUAGACAAAAGAAACAAUAAUAAAAAUUAUGUCACAGAGGACUACAAGAUUAUUUUAUAUCUUUUCUAUUGGAGGUUAAUGGUAUGUGUGAACUGAGCUUGAUCUACAAGAUACGGUUGUAUUAUUAUUAAGUUUAGGGCAAUGCAUCUUUAUUUUAAAAUUGUUGAAGUUUUCUUAAACGCCUGCCUGUGUGAAAUGAUUAAUGUGGUGCAUACUGUGUAGCAGUAGAGUGAGUGGAGAAUUAGAGCCUCUGCCAGUUCACCUAGAGGCAUUUAUCUUUUAUUUUUUCCCUGGUGCCCGUGCUGAGCCUCAGGGUAAGCUGACACAUUUUUUAAUAUAAAUUAAGCUUCUUUUUUUUAUGUGCGUUGAAAAUCUUGAAGGAAAUGAGAAAUGUGUGUAGGCACCAAUACCAGCUGCCAUUGCAUGAAAGAAAGAGGUGACAAUUUCCUGCAGAUUCUGAAUGAUUGUUUUAAUGGGGUUGGAUCGGAGGUAACAAGCACAAAGAUAUUGUGCUGCCAGAAAAACAGGAUCUGUUCUCCCCCUAGCCUCAUGCAACAAGAUGUAACAUUUAGCUUCUGGCUCAACAUGGCAUCUCUUCACUGCUUUGAUUUAUUCCCACUUUUGCAAAUCACUGUGGUAUGCUACAGGAGAUGCAUUUAGAGCCCUUGUUAUAGUUCAUUGAGUAGCACUGCUGUUAUCGCCACCAGAGGAGAAUUUCACAUGUAUCAGGACUGAGUGACCUAGAAUAAAAGAAAAAUAAUAAUAAUAAUAAUAAAAAAGAAGUGGGAAGGUUUGUUGGACUAGGAUGAAACUGCAUUUAGGUUGAAUGAAAAUCCCUUUAUUACAAAUACAAUUUAAAUCAAAAUGGAAACUAAGAAGAUUUGGCUUCCUGCCUUGUUUUGAAUAACACUGAGCACACAGCAGCUAUGAUAAUGUGAGUGCAUAUGUAAUGACUCUAUUAUUAUGUUUAUAUAUGGAAACAUCAUUCACUGUCAUGGAAAAUGAAACAUAUCUUCAUGGAUUUGUCCGUUCAGCUUCUUCAGCAGGAAGUGUUCAGCACUGUGUAGGAAAAUAGUAGUAAAUAAAAUAUAGUCAUAACAACACAAGCUGAUCACAUCCUGUGACAGAAAACUAAUCAUAGACAAGGAUCAUAAAUACACAGAUCAAUUAUUUUGGCUCUAACAAUAAAAAUAAUGGUAUUACAAUAAGAGUUGUGUUAUGAUAAUUUAAGCUUGAUCACUAGUAAGCAUAAGUUGAAAUAUAUUUUUUAUGUUUUGGGCUCUCCUCCUUUCUCCCUCCUUCAAAGUUACACAUGUAGUAGAAAUUAUUUAAGCAAGUGUGUGUCUUAGGUUAAACAGGAACCACCACUUUUAACAGGAUGUCUGUCAUAUGGGACAUGUACCAUACCAUUACAAAGAUCUCCUGCUUCUUUCCUGCUUUCAGAUGUAAUAAAAGGGUUCAGAGGAAAUGUUAACUGCAAAAAAAGUGCAAAACUUUUCAAAUGUUUGAGUAUUUCUGAUUAGCAGGAGAUCUUAUGAGAACUGCCUUAAAGGCAGCUCAGCCACUCUGGAAAAGUAAUAAACUUAAAUGA